Vigna unguiculata (cowpea) is the source of this 819-nucleotide messenger RNA. RefSeq names its product RING/U-box superfamily protein. Lineage: Eukaryota; Viridiplantae; Streptophyta; Magnoliopsida; Fabales; Fabaceae. The record is from RefSeq and is a predicted model, not a curated record.
GACUCAUUCACUCACACCAUCGUUCACACACACACACAAAAGAAACCCACAAAAAGCAUUCAUAACUCCUUCCUUUGUUUCUUCCGUCACCAUUCGCGGUUUCAUCACUUCGCCAUACCUCAACCUUCAACCUUUGAUUGGAUCUUUGUUUUCUUGUCUUCUUGUUUUUUUCUUGUUUUCCAAACAGGGUAUAAGCCUGUGUGAAGAGAGUGCGAUAUGCAUGAUAAUUGGCGUGAACACCCGAUCCCUUGGGUGCUUCUACCAACUCCACCACCGCAUUAGUUAAAUUCGGUGUUGGAAUCGGACAAAGGUUCGAGUGAGCGACUCAAAGGGCCAAAGCGCCAAAGCAAAGCCAGAGAAAGCAAAAUGAUUGAUUCGGUUCUUCUCGCUCUUUUCUUGCCAUGCCUCGGCAUGACUGCGGUUUUUAUCGUCUACAUGUGCCUUCUUUGGUACGCCACCACCCGCCACCAUCCCUCCGGUAAUGGGCUACCGGUGAAGCAGGUCGCUAACAAGGGUCUUUCUCCUCUGGAGUUGGAGAAACUCCCCAAAAUCACCGGCAAAGAACUAGUUUUGGGUACCGAAUGCGCCGUUUGCCUGGACGAGAUCGAGGGCGAGCAACCGGCUAGACUGGUCCCCGGUUGCAACCAUGGCUUCCAUGUCCAAUGUGCUGAUACUUGGCUCUCCAACCACCCUCUCUGUCCUGUUUGUAGGACUAAACUCGAUCCCCAGAUUUUUACUUCCCAUAAUCCCUGUUGAACAUUUCAAUCCUCUGUUAUCUUUCAACCAAAAUAAAUAAGGGAAUUAUUAUUAUUAUUAUUA